Hypanus sabinus (Atlantic stingray) is the source of this 6037-nucleotide messenger RNA. RefSeq names its product sulfite oxidase (gene suox). Gene Ontology annotation, cellular component: mitochondrion. Bases 870 to 2567 code for a protein of 565 amino acids. The transcript has 4 exons. The record is from RefSeq and is a predicted model, not a curated record. Gene Ontology annotation, molecular function: oxidoreductase activity; heme binding; molybdopterin cofactor binding. Lineage: Eukaryota; Metazoa; Chordata; Chondrichthyes; Myliobatiformes; Dasyatidae.
UUGAAUGUUUUAGGUGACAAGUCAAAUCUCUUCAAACUCCUAAUAAAAUAUAACCGCUGUCUUGUCUUUUUUUUAUAGCUGCAUCGAUAUAUUUAGACCAGGUUAGAUCCUCAGAGAUAUUGACACCCAGAAUCUUGAAAUUGCUCACUCUCUCCACUUCUGAUCCCUUUAUGAGGAUUGGUAUGUGUUCCUUCAUCUUACCCUUCUUUAAGUCCACAAUCAGCUCUUUUGUCUUACUGACAUUGAGUGCCAGGUAGUUGCUGCGGCACCACUCAACUAGCUAUAAUAUCUUGCUCCUGUACGGUUAAACUGGCAAUUGAAGAUCCAACUGUACUGAAAAGAAAUUACUUUUAAUCCUGGUGAGGACUGAUCGUUGACUGCAUUCAGAUCAGGUAUGAAUAGUUUACAGGAUAUCACAGGGAUACGGAGAUAGGGGAGGAAAACUGAUCAUUGCAUUCAAAUCAAAGAUCAAUUAUUUCUGGAUAUCAAAGGGAUCAUGGAAUAUGGAGAUAGAGGAAGAAAAUUGUGUUUACAAUUUAAAUUAAAACAAAUAUGCAGAUGCCAGAAAUCUGAAAUAAAAACAAAAACAGCUAGAAACACUCAACACGUAUAUUUAAGGGUCAUGUUCAGGAUCAUUCCAUGGCCUUCUGUCCUCUCCGAUCAGAGACCCCUUCUCCACCUCUGUAUCUCUUUCACUAGUCAAUUUCCCAGCUCUUUACUUUAUCCCUCCCCCUCCAGGUUUCACCUAUUACCUUGUAUUUCUCUCUCCACUCCCCCACUUUUAUUUUUUUCUUCAGUCCUGCUGAAGUGCCUCAGCCCAAAACGCCGACUGUACUUUUUUCCAUAGAUGCUGCCUGACUUGCUAUACUAUGAUGUCGUUACUGAGGUGUACACGGCCUGCUGUGGGCAUUUGGCAGAUGCAAAGCAGAGUAUGGAUAGACACUACUGGAAUCCUCCCACAAGUAUGCUCAGUGUGCAGCUCAGUACGAUGGAAGAAAACUACUGCUAAGCAGGACAAAAGUGCAAGCUCCCAGUUCCUUAAUGCACGAUGGAGAUACAUGGUUCUGGGGGUCCUGGCUGGUACAGGUUCCAUGCUAGCUUAUGGCUUGUAUGGAAAACAGGAAGCAGAGCUGAAACCAGAAUUAUCACUUAACAAUAAGGCUCAAACAUCUUAUCCAAUUUAUACCAGGCAAGAUGUGGCCAAGCAUAAAACUAUGGAAAGUGGAAUAUGGGUAACCUACAAAUCUGAAGUGUACGAUAUAACAAAUUUUGUGGAAAUGCAUCCUGGGGGUGAUAAGAUUUUGCUUGCUGCUGGAGGUGCCCUUGAACCAUUUUGGUCUAUAUAUGCUGUCCAUAAACAAGAACAUAUUUACCAGAUUCUUGAAGAGUACAAAAUUGGGGAAUUGAGCCCUGAAGAUGCACAGGUGACUAUUGAUGUAGCUGAUCCUUACGGGAAAGAGCCAUUGAGACACCCAGUUUUAAAGGCGAAUAGUUUAAAGCCAUUUAAUGCAGAACCACCACUAGAGCUUCUAUCUGAAAAUUAUGUUACUCCAACUGAAAUCUUCUUUGUACGAAACCACCUGCCUGUUCCAGAGGUUGAUCCAAAAAAUUUCAGUUUAAAGAUUGAGGGAGAGGGAAUGAAAUCCAUUCAAUUAACUCUCCAUGACAUUCAAACCAAGUUCCCAAAGCACAUAAUAACUGCUGCAUUGCAAUGUGCUGGCAAUCGGCGCUCUGAAAUGAAUGUGGUGCAUCAAGUGAAGGGACUAAAUUGGGGGUCAGCAGCUAUUGGUAAUGCAAAAUGGGCUGGAGCUAAACUUUCUGAUGUCCUUAAGUAUGCAGGGCUCCCAGAGAACACAGAUGCUAAACAUGUCCAGUUUGAGGGACUUGAUAAGGAUGUGACUGGGUCACCCUAUGGGGCCUCUAUUCCUAUUCAUAAAGCACUCAAUAAAGAUGGUGAUGUGCUUCUUGCCUAUGAAAUGAAUGAUGAAGCUUUAUCCAGGGAUCAUGGCUUUCCACUGCGUGUUAUUGUUCCAGGAGUGGUAGGAGCACGUAAUGUGAAGUGGUUGAGCAAGAUUAUAGUAAGUAAAGAAGAAAGCAAGAGCCAUUGGCAAGUGAAUGACUAUAAAGGAUUUUCUCCUUCCGUGGACUGGGACAAUGUUGAUUUCAGUUCUGCUCCAGCAAUUCAAGAAUUACCCAUCCAGUCUGUCAUCACAUCACCUUCCAAUGGUGAGCAUCUCAGUUCAGACAUGGAUGAGAUCACAGUGAAAGGCUACGCAUGGAGUGGAGGUGGCCGAGAAGUGAUCCGGGUGGACGUCUCACUGGAUGGUGGACAGACAUGGCAUGUGGCCAACUUGAAUGGUGUGAAGCCAAAUGAAGGGCAAGCUUGGGCCUGGAAAUUAUGGCAACUCACUGUGCCUCUGCCAAAAGACCAGAAAAACCUUGAGAUCAUUUGCAAGGCUGUGGAUAACCAUUACAAUGUGCAGCCAGAUACUGUUGCACCCAUCUGGAAUUUACGAGGUGUCCUCAAUAAUGCUUGGAGUCGAGUGAAAGUUACAAUCAAAACAUAAUGAUUAGAAACUGUUUAUGAAUCCAUAACAUGAGAAUUGUGCACAGUUGCAGCAGACCAGUAAUUUAGUCCAGGUGUCAGCACAUCUUGGUAAUACUCUCAUCUCUGUUGAAAAUUGUGGGAUUAUGUCCCAUUCUAGAAGCUGGUAUUAAAUUUGCAAAGGCACUUUCGUUCAAUGUUGACUUCAUGUUAUUUGAACAUAAAGAUAAACCAACCCAACUGCUCUCCUCGGGUGAAUGUCAAAGUUCUGCCAAACUCGUUAAAGAGAAACAUAAAGAGAGGCAUUCAUCCCUCCAUCAGUAUCAUUUCUUUAAAUUAACCAAUAAUUAUCACAUUGUUUUCUGGGAGGUUGAUUUACACUGAUUGUGUGCUUAAUUUUUUGAAAAAAUUCAUUCGUUGUGAAAUGCUAUGGGGCAUUCUAACAUUGUGAAUCAAGCUAUCCAAAUUCAGUGCCUCCAUGCAUCUGCUCUAUUAAAGCAUGGUUCCUGCACCAUCGUACAUCUCUUGCCAUGAUGGCAUUAAUUACAUAUGGCCUACUUUUUAAUUCAGCACCACAUUAAUUGUGCUUCAGAAUUUAACGAGCAUAAUUUUUUGUUACUUUUAUCUCUGCUUAAUUUGUCUUACUUCCAUUUGAAAAACCUUGCCCAAAAAUAAUCUGAAUUGAGAGUAGGACAAUUAAUGCUUGUGAAAACAGAUAAAAAGUAACACAAUGAAGUUCUCUUUCCUGCAUUUAUAUUGACUCUUCCUAUUUUUAAAAUCUGUAAGUGGAAGAAGCACUAAAAUGACCAUGAUGAUAAUUUUCAAAGUAUUGGAGCAGAUAAUGACCAUUGUUCUAUUGUUUACAGUGGUGACUCCAUUUAAAGUGAUUCGGUAGGGAUGAGCAUUCUGAGUAUUCUUAAGGUGGUGAGAGAUGCUAUCAUAUUCUAUCUUCCAAUUUGUCACUUGUUCAUCUGUUGCUAUUUUUUUUGAAUCCUCAGGCUUAGCAGUAAAAGCAUUUUCAUCCAACAUCAUAAUUAGCCACCUCAGCCAUGAUUGAGUCAUCUUUCCCAAUGGAAUGUUAAAUCAUUGACAAUUAUAAAAUGUUUCUUUAAAUGUUCACUAUUUUAAAACCAGCUGGCUAAACUCAUCUAAUUUCCCGGUCUAUUUUUGCCAAUUCAUAAAUGGCUUUAAGUUCAACUUUUAGUUUCCAUUUGAAUUAUGUAAUGAAUGCACAAUUCUCUCUUGGCUCAUGUUGUUAGAAGCCUGAAGAGCUAAUAGCUUGGUAGCUUACUUAAUCAGAAUAAAAUUUCCAAAAUGUCUAUCCUUGCCUUGCUGUGAAGAUUAUUUUCCUGGAGGAAGAGACAAUAUGCAAUAAAUCUAACUGUAUUUGCGUUGUAGUGAGUCAAAUAAAUAUUUGAAGUUGGGGUGUGGAGGAAAAGAAAUAACACAUUAAAAAAUCACACCCAAAUGAGAUUGCAUUGGGUAUAAAGCUGUGCCCAAGACGUGAACAAAUUUGUUGCAUGUAUUUUUGUUUUGGGGAGAUUCGAUGCAAGUAUUUUCUCUUUCUUGUAGUUUCUUAAUUUCCCUUUUAUUACCUUGGUCAUGGAGAUAUAGGUGAGUAGUUAAGAUGUCCCAGCAAAGCUCAGGUAGUACUCUAAAACCAUCCAAUAAAAUCGGCACCAGUAUCCUUGGUUUAAUACUGCUCAUCCAUUGCUUAAGCCCGCCAAUUUCCAUUUGGCAACUUCUGCCUUGUUAGAUUUAAAUGAGCAUUUGGAGUUUGCCUGCUUCCCACUGUUCUGUGGCAUCCAGCACUUUGUUUCCUUCGUUUAUACUUCAUUUGGAUGCCUUGUAAUGGAAAGAAUGAAAACCUCAAAAUGGGGAGGGGGUUAGACACCGAAAAUUUUGUAAAUUUUAAUGUUGAGAGCAGAAGUUGAGCGGAAAUCAAAUUUUAACUGUAUAAGAAUAAAGCUUGUGUUAAACUUUCCACAGCAGAAACUGUUGAGUCAUUAAUGUUAAAUUUUAAGUGAUUAAUAUGUUUAUUCAUUAUUUCACUUUAUAAUGUAGGCAUAGUACAUCAUUCUAAUAUCCUAGUUUCUUAAUAUUAUAGCUAUGUUCAUCAUUGUUUUUAGUCAGUUUAUAUGUAAGGAAAUGAUGAAAAUGCUACCUACCAGUUGGUCAGAGACUUAAAUGAGCAUUUCAGGUCUGCUCCCUCAAAGUGGAAACGUCUACAAAUUAAUAAAUUCCAUUAAAGCUUUUGAAUGUCUGUUGGGGAAUCAACAUUUGGUGCAAGAUGCUACUCCAUUCCUGAAUGAGAGUGAAAGAAAUGUAUCAAACAACUUGCAAUGAAGGCACAAGGUUUAAAGUACAUUUGAAAGUUCUGCGGACUGUCUCUAUUAACAUUCAAUGAUUCUAAUCACUCAAAGAAUGUAAGGAUUACUUAUUUCCUCUUUCUUUACUUGAGUCUUGUGAUUUUGAAACCUUAAUGGAAAUGUGCUGAUGCUUAAAAUUCCAAGAGCUCAAACUGCUUCUGAAGCAGUUCCACAGGGUCCAAGAGUUCUUGACGCAACAUUUGUACCUCUGCCAAGAGGACAAUGUUCUGAAAUUAUUCACUUUUUUUUGUAUCUGUGUUGAAAUAAAGAACUUCAUUGUAUGUAGCUUUCUGCUUAAGUAAGGGAAUUGUUUGUGUUUUGCUUGUUACCUCUGACACAGUGAUGGAAAACAUUUUGAUUUUCUGCUCCUGUUCAAUUGAUGUAUUUGGAGUCUAGAAUCUGAGCGUGAUAAUGCAUUUGAGACAUCAAUACCAUUACAAGCUGUUCAUUUUUCUCCAUUAUGCUUCCAAGAAGGGUAUUGCUAGUUAUUGGCUUAGGAGAGGAACUAAUGUGCAUUAAAAUUUAUUGCAUAGAUGAAACAUUGUGAAUUUGAUCUGUUGAAAUUUUGAGCAUUAAAAUGUUGUGCAUUAAAUACUAACAAGUUUAGCUAAUAAAAGCUACAUAAAAUCAGGAAACCUGCAGAUCUUUGAAUCAAAAAAUCUGCAGAUCUUCAAAUCAAAAGCUUUGUUAUGAUUAUAGAAAGCUAUCAAUAACGUGGGGCUCCCUGUUGAUCAGGUAGAUUUGAAUCAACAUAAUAUUUGAAGGCAGCAAAGACUUACACUUUUGUUGAGCUUGAAACAUGCUGCCUGAUCUAACAUCAAAUCAGGUGCCUCUUGUACAUACUGUACUUCAUAAAUGUAUGCAAUUUUUUAAAAGGCAUUUACUUUGUCAUCUUAUAAACAUGUAUGUUUAGGAAAUCAAUUUCUGUGUUAUUUUUCUGGCCUCCUCUGUCAGGAUAUGAGGAUGUUUCAGUUUGUUUUGUUUUUUUGACAACCAAUUGUGUGGAAAGAUUUUUUAAUCUAAAUCAAGAAAAUUUCAAAAUGGCAGGGAUCCUUUAGCAUGAUGGUAUUGUCUGAUUGUAAGCACAUUGCAGACCUACUCAAUAAAUUGCCAAUAUCAUUGG